Messenger RNA from Rotaria socialis, 678 nucleotides. Lineage: Eukaryota; Metazoa; Rotifera; Eurotatoria; Philodinida; Philodinidae. The record is from the annotation of a GenBank genome assembly.
AUGUUUCAAACAUCGAAUAUCGUUUAUCAAAAUGUUUAUUUAACUGAUGAUUUUAAAAUUGGUCUAGAAUAUGAUAAUCACCGUGGUCUAUUGAACAUCAUCUUGGCUAAUACUGAUAAUAGAAGUACUGAAUUACCAUUUCACAUUAAUAUUCUAUCAAAUCAAUAUAAAGAAUGUGAAUUAACAUUGAAAAACAAUGAAUAUUUUCUCAGUUCAACUGAAUUACAAGAUGAUCUUGAAAAUGAGAUAACAGAUUUCUCCUAUGGGGAAGACGAUGAACCGAAGAUAUGUAUCGAAUUAUCAAAUAUCUAUGUGUACGAUUUAUUCGAUGAAAGUGAAGAUGAUCUGAGUCCAGCAAUGAUUACAUCAUCAUCAUCAUCGCCAUUAUUAUUCUCUUCGUCAUUAUCAUCAUCAUCAUCUUGUUUCGAUGAACCGACCAUAGAUAAUGAUGAUGGAUAUUCGACACAUUCACUUGACGAUACAGAACAACAACAACAACAGCAAUCAUCAAUAUCAAUAUCACCAUCUAAAAUGAUCAUACCGUUUAUAUCCUAUCAACAUUUUUAUUCUAUUGAACAGAAUAUUUUAUCAAUACGUCGACUAAUUGAACAAGUCAUCUGGUUAAAUCCAUUCAAAAAGACUGUAAAACAAAUGAUGAACAAUCAUUUGUUUGAUUGA